AUGACUCGUAAAUACAUUCGAAAAAAACAAUCUACUUACUCUGCUAUUGAUCUUGAUAUUGCACUUAAAUGCAUUCGAAAAAAUACAUUAACAGUAAUGGAAGCAGGAAAAAAAUGUCACAUUCCAGUAUCAACGCUUUAUGCACGGUUAUCGAAUCGUCGAGGUGGUGGAAAACCUGGUGCUAAAACGAUUUUAUCAUUUGAAGAAGAAAAACUCCUGAUUCAUGUUGUGUAG
Adineta ricciae is the source of this 234-nucleotide messenger RNA. The record is from the annotation of a GenBank genome assembly. Lineage: Eukaryota; Metazoa; Rotifera; Eurotatoria; Adinetida; Adinetidae.